This is a messenger RNA of Aspergillus tubingensis, 1125 nucleotides long. RefSeq names its product glutamine amidotransferase subunit DUG3. The record is from RefSeq and is a predicted model, not a curated record. Lineage: Eukaryota; Fungi; Ascomycota; Eurotiomycetes; Eurotiales; Aspergillaceae. The coding region runs from base 1 to 1125 and encodes 374 amino acids. The transcript is spliced from 4 exons.
AUGUGUCGUCUCCUGGUAUACAAAGGCAGGCAUGAGAUUCGUCUCAGCAAGCUAGUCACGGAGCCAAGCCAUUCCAUUCUCACUCAGUCCUACGACUCCCGUUUAAGACUAGACAACCGCCGCCCCGUCAACGGCGACGGCUUCGGCGUGGGCUUCUACACAGACCCGAAACUAGGUCCAGAGCCAUGCAUUUUCACAUCGACACUCCCAGCCUGGAACUGCGAGAACCUCGAGCGGCUCGCCUCCAAGACAUGCUCUAAUCUAAUCUUCGCGCACGUGCGCGCAACCACAGAGGGCACCCUCUCCGACACGAACUGCCACCCAUUCCAGCACAGCACGCUGAUGUGGAUGCACAACGGCAACGUCGGCGGCUGGCAGUACAUCAAGCGGCCGUUGGCCGACUCGCUCGCGGACAAAUGGUUCCUAGGCGUCAAGGGCGGGACAGAUAGCGAGUGGGCAUUCGCGCUGUUCCUUGACCUUCUCGAGAAAGAGGGUGUGGAUCCUAGCUCUGAUCCCGGCCCAGGAGGGUUCGGACAGGCGCUGUUGCGUCGGGUGAUGGUGAAGACGAUUGCCAAGAUCAAUGAGUUCAUUCGCGAUAUUCCCAAGAGACACAAUGUGUCGAAUGUGGAGACACGCAGUUUGUUGAACUUUGCUGUUACGGAUGGCCAGACUGUUAUCUGUACGAGGUACAUCAGUAGCAAGACGGAUGAACCGGCUAGUUUGUACUUUUCGUCCGGGACGAAGUGGGUGGAGGGGAAGGAUAAGGGACAUUUUAAGAUGGAGAGGCAUGAUAAGGGGGCUGAUAUUGUGCUUGUGGCUAGUGAGCCGAUUACCUUUGAGAGACAUAACUGGGUCUCCGUCCCUGCCAACUCCAUCGUCACCAUCCACAAGCAAACCGUCCUGCUACAUCCCAUCAUGGAUGAGUUUUACGUCGAGGAUACGAACCAGGACCGCUCAUCCUGCUACGCCGUGUCUAAGGGUCUUGUUAGCACAGCCCCUGGGACAACCGUGCAGCCCCGUGAAGCAGGGGCUGUCGAUACCAACCCCGGAGCUAUCCAUGGCAAUGGAUCUGCGCUGGAUUCGCAGCAAAUCAACCACGCCAACAAGUGCGCUUUGUCACAUUGA